Ilex paraguariensis (yerba mate) is the source of this 2496-nucleotide messenger RNA. NCBI's taxonomy places the organism in Eukaryota, Viridiplantae, Streptophyta, Magnoliopsida, Aquifoliales, Aquifoliaceae. The record is from the annotation of a GenBank genome assembly.
AUAUUUGUCGACAACUCCGACGAGCUUUCUACUCAGCUUUCGAUAUUUCGAUUCAGCAAAAAACGUAAUCCCCAAUUGUUUGAUCUGUUAAAGGGUGUUCUAUUUGUGAAUAGUUUCAUCUAUUUGAAGUUUUCAUCCAAUUAUUCACUGACAUGGCAAUGAGUUUACCACACCAGAUCGGAGCAAUCGCCGGAACACAGAUUCCCGACGGUUCAGGAAGUGUUUCAGGUGAGGCACCAUCGGCGGCGACGGUUAGUGCGUCGGCGGUGUGGAGGUCACCAGGUGCAAGUCUCCGUCCUCUGCAAAAACUGGGUCCGGAGAUUGACCAGCUCUCGCCGUCGCCGCCGCCGCUGAGUCCGAGGAUUGGAAUGCGGCCGGAUCUGUCGGUGGCGUGCCAGGCUUUGAUGGAACCGCCGGUGGUGACGGAGGAGGUGGUGGAGAGAGAGUAUAGAAGUGGUGGUUUUGGGGGUAAGGGUAAGGGGGUACCAGUAUUUGUGAUGAUGCCGUUGGAUAGCGUGACGAUGAACAAUACGGUGAAUCGGAGGAAGGCGAUGAAUGCGAGCUUGCAGGCGUUGAAGAGUGCUGGUGUGGAGGGGAUAAUGAUGGAUGUGUGGUGGGGACUGGUGGAGAGAGAGUCGCCGGGGGAGUAUAAUUGGGGAGGGUACUCGGAACUCUUGGAGAUGGCGAAGAAGCAUGGCCUUAAGGUUCAGGCUGUCAUGUCGUUUCAUCAGUGUGGGGGAAACGUCGGUGACUCUUGCACUAUCCCCCUUCCGAAAUGGGUUGUGGAGGAAGUUGACAAGGACCCUGACCUUGCAUACACUGAUCAAUGGGGCCGAAGGAAUUAUGAAUAUAUAUCACUUGGUUGUGAUGCUCUUCCUGUCCUAAAGGGUCGAACACCUGUUCAAUGUUAUUCUGAUUUCAUGCAUGCUUUCAGGGACAAAUUUGAGCACCUUCUAGGUGACACCAUUGUGGAAAUUCAAGUUGGAAUGGGUCCAGCUGGUGAGCUCCGUUAUCCAUCAUACCCAGAGCAAAAUGGAACGUGGAAAUUUCCUGGUAUUGGAGCGUUCCAAUGUUAUGACAAGUACAUGCUUAGUAGCCUAAAAGCUGCUGCAGAAGCUAAUGGUAAGCCAGAAUGGGGAUCCACUGGCCCAACGGAUGCUGGCCAGUAUAACAACUGGCCAGAAGACACCAAUUUUUUUAAAAAGGAAGGUGGCGGUUGGAAUGGUCCUUAUGGUGAAUUUUUCCUCACGUGGUAUUCUGAGAUGCUUCUAGCCCAUGGAGAGAAAAUUCUGUCAUCGGCCAAGGCCAUCUUUGAGAAUAUGGGUGUGAAAAUCUCAGUUAAGAUUGCUGGCAUCCACUGGCAUUAUGGAACUCGAUCCCAUGCCCCUGAGCUCACAGCAGGGUACUAUAACACCCGUUUCCGAGAUGGGUACCUUCCCAUUGCCCAGAUGUUAGCCCGCCACGGUGCUGUAUUCAACUUCACUUGUAUUGAGAUGCGAGAUCAUGAGCAGCCACAGGAUGCCUUGUGUGCACCAGAGAAGCUGGUUAGGCAAGUGGCCUUAGCCACUCAAGAAGCUCAGGUCCCGUUGGCAGGGGAGAAUGCAUUGCCACGAUACGAUGAAUGUGCACACAAGCAGAUCUUGCAAGCGUCGUCAUUGAAUGUUGAUGGUGAUUCGGAUGUAAGAGAAAUGUGUGCGUUCACUUAUUUGAGGAUGAAUCCAGACUUGUUCCAGCCAGAUAACUGGAGGCGGUUUGUCGCGUUUGUGAAGAAGAUGAAGGAACGAAAGGAUGUGAACCGGUGUUGGGAACAGGUUGAGCGUGAGGCUGAACAUUUUGUGCACGCAACUCAGCCAUUAGUGCAAGAGGCUGCUGUUGCUCUUAUGCACUAACAACUUAGGCUAAGGAUGCUUUCUUAGUCAUAUAGACCACAAGGUUUAUGUCAUGGUGCUAAUAGUGAUUGGGUCACUGCAGCUUUGUUGUAAUUUUCAUUUUGUAAGAUGUAUUAUAACGAUGGAGAAUGCUUUAAUACCUCAAGACUUCACAGUCAUAUUUUCUUCUCUCUCUCACACACACACGCCCACACUAUUUUCUGAAGGAUACUGGUGUUGUGAAGGACUAUCUUUACUGCGUUGUCCAUUCCGGUCAUUGUUAUUUGAUGCACAUAGUAUAUCAUUAGACGCCAAGGAAUUCCAAUGCUUCUGUCCUCGGUGCUUCUUGCACCGAACGUGUAUCAUUUUCAGAAAACACUACAAAGGCUUGACAGAGUCGUGUGCGACUGUAUUGCAUACGCAAUGUGGAACAGUAACGGAAUAGAAUGUGUCGAAUUAGAUACAACCCAUCUGGUUUGCAACAAUAUUCGACAAUACUUCGGACCAUGUUGUGCCGUAUUUCAAAUGCAAUCACAACUCUCUAUGGAUUGCUUCUCCAUUUCGUUGUAAACUUUAAUUUUGAUAGUUGAGAAUCUUAACUACACGUCUUAUAGAUUCGUGGUUUGAA